This is a messenger RNA of Papilio machaon (common yellow swallowtail), 806 nucleotides long. RefSeq names its product BTB/POZ domain-containing protein KCTD5 (gene inc). Gene Ontology annotation, molecular function: cullin family protein binding. Lineage: Eukaryota; Metazoa; Arthropoda; Insecta; Lepidoptera; Papilionidae. The transcript is spliced from 2 exons. Gene Ontology annotation, biological process: protein homooligomerization; proteasome-mediated ubiquitin-dependent protein catabolic process. Bases 98 to 751 code for a protein of 217 amino acids. Gene Ontology annotation, cellular component: Cul3-RING ubiquitin ligase complex; cytoplasm. The record is from RefSeq and is a predicted model, not a curated record.
AAAAUUUUCACUCUUUCAAUGAACUUGAACUGAAAAAAGUUUCGACGUCAACAUUAAAAGUUCUUUAUGUACGAUUUUUUGUCUAUGCUUUAAAACCAUGGCGGACUCGAUGUGUGAUGGCGAUUAUUUAAAAGAAAAUACACAAAAAUUUAACAAUGAAAGACGAAGUAGUAAGCAAUGGGUUAAACUAAACGUAGGAGGAACUUACUUUUUAACCACAAAGACAACGUUGUCGAGAGAUCCUAAUUCGUUUCUUUAUCGAUUGGUACAAGAGGAUAGUGACUUAAUUUCAGACAGGGAUGAAACCGGUGCAUAUUUAAUAGAUAGAGAUCCGACAUAUUUUUCGCCUGUAUUAAACUAUCUUCGACACGGCAAACUCGUUAUCAAUAACGACAUUGCCGAAGAAGGAGUUUUGGAAGAAGCUGAGUUUUAUAACAUAACUGAACUCAUAAGACUAGUUAAGGAAAGAAUAUGUCUACGGGAACGACGGCCACUAAAAGAUUCCAAAAAACAUGUUUACAGAGUGUUACAAUUCCAUGAAGAAGAGUUGACGCAAAUGAUGUCUACUUUGUCUGACGGGUGGAAGUUCGAGCAGUUGAUAAAUAUUGGCUCUCAAUACAAUUAUGGCAAUGAUGAGCAUUCUGAAUUUCUUUGCGUUGUGAGUAGAGAAUGUGGAAAUUCUUUAAACAGCAAUGACAUAGAGCCAACGGAUAGAGCCAAGGUGCUCCAACACAAAGGCUCAAGGAUGUGAACUUUACAUGAAUUCAUAUUUGAGACUUAGUUCUGUGUGUGAGUUGUGUACAUAG